AGUUUGGAGGGAGCGCUAUGUAGAAGAACAUACGGCGCACUUUCCCGCCGAGAUUUUGUCCGCUCCCCCCACCCUGCGACUGGUUGAGCCCUCUUAAUUGUGACUAAAAGUGAGAAAGGCUGUACUGAGGGGAACAUAAGGAGACGACGGAGGCGCUUCAGCCAGGAAAGAAGUGCCGGGAGACAGAUACCGUGUCUCUCUCAUCCACACUCACACAUACAGAGACCCUGCAGCCGCGCCCGGAUCUCCUCCCACCACAGCUCCCUCUUCUCCUGCUAUAGCAUGGCCAGUUCGAGUAAAGUGACUUUAAUCUUGCUCAUCUACGGAAUCUUAAUGCACUACAGCGUCUUCUGCACACCUAUCGGACUAAGUUACCCUAAGAUUAGACUUGAAAACAACGCCUUCGAUGAGGAUGGCAAUGCUCUGUCCGACAUGGGCUUUGACAGCGACCAGAUUGCUAUACGAAGCCCGGCGUCCCUAAACGACGACGCCUACAGCCUGUACUACCCGCCAGAGAAGAGACCAGAAAGGCAUGCUGAGGAAGAAUUAGAUAGAGCCUUGAGGGAGAUCCUGGGUCAGUUAACAGCGAGACAUUAUCUGCAUUCUCUGCUGACUGUUCGUGCAGGUGACGACGACAACAGCAUGGAGGAAGAGUCGGAGCCCUUAUCCAAGAGACAUUCAGAUGGGAUCUUCACUGACAGCUACAGCCGCUAUAGAAAGCAGAUGGCCGUGCAGAAAUACCUGGCAGCGGUUCUGGGUAGAAGGUACAGACAGAGAGUUAGGAACAAAGGACGUCGACUUGCUUAUUUGUAGCGUUGUUAAACUGCCCUCUUGUGUAAAUACAUCCAGUCGUUAAAUCAAAGUCAUUCAGAUAUAUCUGACCAACCAGUGGAUUGCGCCUGUGUUCUUUCAACAUGUAUUUAUGUAUCAAGUAAAGCCAUUAAAAUGAAUAUUUUACUAAUAAUAUCGUUUUUUUUUCUUUUUGUACAAAAGCACUUGAUACUGCUCAGUUAUACUUUGUGGACCAAUAUUUAUUUUCAUGUUAAGAUGUUGAAAAUAAAACAAAAUGAUUGAAAAAAAUGAAGAAACCAUAAAAAAAAAAGAUAGAUGUGCACCUGCAACUUACGCGCUUGAAAUCUUAAAAAGUCAUCUACAUAUGCAGAAAAUAAAUAGAUUUUAAAAAGACAAUCAAAGUAUUGAAUGUUAUACUUAUUUUUGUAACCAACGUUCUAUUUUUUUAGUGUUUCUUUUUUUUUGUUUCGUUAUUUUGUUUUAAUGUCCAAACAGGCCCAAAGAAGCAGUGAGCAUGCUCUGUGAGGCAUAUCUGGCUUUUCUCAAAACGAUCCACUUGUUUCCACGUUUACUUUAAUGGGAUCUGUGGGUUUGAUUAGCUUGUUGCCCUUCCAAGGGGAAGUUAGGUGGCCACUUAUUGGAUAGCCUUUUCCUUGAUGGAUACCUGCCUGGCUUACUGGUCAUUCAUACAACUGAUGGGAAAGUAGAACAGGUCUUUUGAACAGAAAAGACCUCUGCAGGCUCCUGCAGGGGAGUCACAGCCUUUACUGAGGAUAAUGUUGCUGACAGUAUGCGGUAAACACUGCUUGCUCACUUGCCUCAAAGUCAUUUAUAGUAGGACAUCCUUCAUCCUCAACAGGGCUGUGUAAGGAAUGCUCCAUGUGUGAAUGAGAAUGUGUGCGUGGUAUUUGGAAUAAUGUGCUUCAUCUGUUGAUUGUAUUUGGGCAGUGCUGCAAAUACUCACAGAGGACCAAGAAAAAAAGAAAAAAAAAGCAGGAAAUGAAGCAGAAAGUAUAGCAUCAUAGUCACAGUUGGGAAUGUUUAUCUUUCUAGCGCAUGUGAAGCUGAAACCGUUCAGAUUUUUGCUUGCAAGCUGCAUGCAAUUGUGCUCCUUUUUUUUAAUUUAUUUCUCGCCAUUUGUGAGGUGGGCUAUUUCAGCACCACUUCCCUUCAGAUGUUUUGUGACAGAAAUGUAAACAAGGAGGGCCAGAAGUGGUAGAAACUGGUACUGCACUUACUUGUUGAAUUUGUACCUCCCCUGCUGCUGUAACUGUGGAUAUAUUAGGAGGCCAGACCCAUUUGUUGGCUGAUAGUCUUUUUUCUUCAUCCAAGUGGCCGUGCGAGUUUGUUGAUUUGAUAGCACUGUGGUUCAGCCGUUAAUUAAAAGCUGAUCUGUGUAGCAGGGAUGUGAGAAAGAGGGAGAGGAGAGAGUUUGAGCAUGAUAGAGGAGGGCUAAGUUGGCUGUUGCAUAAGAGGCAGAUUACAACGCCCACUCGCCAGAGAAGGCGUGUCACAAGUCAGUGUGGAGGCAAAAAAGAGGCGAGAGCACGUUGAUGUUGCCUCGUC
Messenger RNA from Cololabis saira (Pacific saury), 2358 nucleotides. It is a transcript of the gene adcyap1b, whose product is annotated as adenylate cyclase activating polypeptide 1b. Bases 283 to 813 code for a protein of 176 amino acids. Gene Ontology annotation, molecular function: peptide hormone receptor binding; pituitary adenylate cyclase activating polypeptide activity; neuropeptide hormone activity. Gene Ontology annotation, cellular component: extracellular region; perikaryon; neuron projection. Gene Ontology annotation, biological process: neuron projection development; adenylate cyclase-activating G protein-coupled receptor signaling pathway; positive regulation of protein kinase activity. Lineage: Eukaryota; Metazoa; Chordata; Actinopteri; Beloniformes; Belonidae. The transcript has 5 exons. The record is from RefSeq and is a predicted model, not a curated record.